AUGAUUGCCGGGCGGUUGUCUCUUGGCCGCCUGCGGCCCCUGGCGGCGGCUGCGCAGCCCUUCGCCCGGCCCGUGGAGCCUCGGCGGCAAUUCCGCACGGGCAAGCCCCGGCAACGCGACCUCUUCCAAGAUCUUGGGAAGGAGAUAGCCGAUUUCCGCACAAAGCUGAAAGAAGCCCAUCCUGGCAGCGACUGGAACCCUCUGGGCAUUUCGAAAGGUCUCCCUCCUGAGCGAGCGGACAUAGUCAUUGUUGGAGGUGGGGUAAUCGGCUGGUCCAUCGCGUUCUGGCUGAAGAUGAGAGAGCCGCACAGAGAAGCAAUUCGGGUGGUGGUGGUUGAGAGGGACAUCCGGUACACCAAAGCGUCUACUGUGCUGUCUGUGGGAGGGAUACGGCAGCAGUUUUCCCUGCCCGAAAAUAUCAAGAUGUCCCAGUUCUCCGCCGACUUCUUGCGCUCAAUCAACGAUUACCUUGGCAUUUUCAACGAGCCACCCAUUGAUAUCCAGUUUAAUCCCUCGGGUUAUGUCUUCCUGGCCUCAGAGGAAGGAGCUGCUGUGUUGGAGGAGAACGUGCAAAUUCAAAGGAGCGAAGGAGCUGAGGUGUCCCUGCUAUCACCCGCCCAACUGAAAAAGAGAUUUCCGUGGUUGAAUACAGAUGGCGUGGCUUUGGCUUCCCAUGGCCUAGAAAACGAAGGGUGGUUCGACCCGUGGACUCUCCUCAAUGCCUUGCGGCGCAAAGCAAUGUCGAUGGGUGUCUACCAGAGCGUUGGAGAAGUGACGUCUUUCAGUUGUGCCUCCAACGAACUGGUGACGGCCGACGGGAUGCCCAUUAGAUUCUCCCGUAUCACAUACGCUCACGUCCAAAUGCCGGACAGUAUAGAGCACUCCACGAUAGAGUGUGCCCUGGUGGUGAAUGCAGCAGGUGCCUGGUCGGGGAGUGUGGCGGAGAUGGCUGGCGUUGGGAAGGGGCCACCAGAAUCAUUGGAGGGGAUCGAGCUACCCGUGAAACCGAAAAAAAGGUAUGUCUAUGUCUGGCACUGCCCCGAUGGGCCUGGCUUAGAGACACCCAUGUUAAUUGACACUACAGGAGCUUACUUCCGCAGGGAGGGCAUAGCUGGCAACUACCUUGGAAGCUUAAGCCCCACAGAGGAGGAAGAGCCGGAUACCCAGGACCUGGAGGUAGACCACGAGUUCUUCCAAGAGAAAAUCUGGCCCAAGCUGGCCCACAGGGUGCCUGCCUUUGAAUCCCUAAAGGUGAAGAGUUCUUGGGCUGGUUACUAUGACUACAACACCUUUGAUCAGAACCCCGUGAUUGGCAGACACCCGCUCGUGCAGAACCUCUACUUUGCCACUGGCUUCAGUGGGCACGGACUGCAGCAUUCACUGGCUGUGGGCAAAUGCAUCGCCGAGCUCAUCCUGGAGGGAGAGUACAAGACGGUCGACCUCGGGAGGUUCUGCUUCGAGAGGAUCAUGAAAGGCAACAAGAUCCUGGAGCGGAAUAUCAUCUAA
Messenger RNA from Euleptes europaea (tarantolino), 1506 nucleotides. RefSeq names its product FAD dependent oxidoreductase domain containing 1 (gene FOXRED1). Gene Ontology annotation, molecular function: oxidoreductase activity. The coding region runs from base 1 to 1506 and encodes 501 amino acids. The record is from RefSeq and is a predicted model, not a curated record. NCBI's taxonomy places the organism in Eukaryota, Metazoa, Chordata, Lepidosauria, Squamata, Sphaerodactylidae. The transcript has 11 exons. Gene Ontology annotation, cellular component: cytoplasm.